Stylonychia lemnae is the source of this 1530-nucleotide messenger RNA. The record is from the annotation of a GenBank genome assembly. Lineage: Eukaryota; Ciliophora; Spirotrichea; Sporadotrichida; Oxytrichidae.
AUGAAGUCACCCAAUUACGUUCAACAACUUGAAAGGCAAGAUUCUUUCUACGAAGAUUAUGAUAAUAACUGUGAAAGUCCAGGAAGAGGACUAGGAGGGGGAGCAGCUGAAAGUAGGUAAAACAAUGAGGAUGAUUCAUACUAUGAGUUGACAGAGGAUGACACAUAAUCUCUGUACAGCUUCCGCAGAAGCAGAAGAUCUCUUGGAAAUAGAUCUGUUCUUAAUAACACGACCACCGCUUAAGAUGAUAACUUGAUAGAUAGAAAAAUACAAUAGCUAAUGAGUAAACUAAAUUAACAAUAAAUUCCAGAAGAUGAUCUAAUUAUUAGCAAUUCUUAAAAAUAACCUCCUCAUAAUCCGAUGUUGAAGAAAGGAAAGCUGGAAAUAAACUAAAAAUAAAUAGAUUUUUAUAAUUUGCAACCUCCCGAUUUAGACCCAAUGAUGUUCUUAAAAUAGGUCACAGAACCCCGUAAAUAGAGCCUUGGAGUUGGGGCGGUCGGUAUUUAAUAAUAAAUAGAGUAAAAAGAGUCAUUCAGAACGCCAUUAAUUCAUAAAAAUCCUCAGAUCUAGGCGAUAGAGUUAGAAAACGUUAAGGAAUCUGAGAGACUAAAGUAAGUCUUGCAUAAAAUUACUGAGUAAAGUAAAAUUAAGCCAGAUCUAACAAAAAUCCGGAAAAUAAGGAGAAUAAAUAUUACAAGGCCUCCUUCCUCAAACAGCAAAUUAGUUAUUGAAACACAGAAUAAUGACAGAGUUUCUGAAUAUUCCUCUCAGCAAGUCUCUACAAAUUUAAACUCAUCAAAUCUUAAGUCCAUAUCUGUUUAGAAUUCUCCAAAGGACACUCUAAAGGUAAUAAAGAGGCUGGAAAUGCAUGACUCAACAAUUAAAAAGAAAUAAAGUUUUAUAACCAAGUAAAUAGGAAGCUGGCCCGAAAAUGAAGCCACAAUCAAUUAAGAAAACUCACAAAGAAGGGAAAUCAAAUAAAUCUAAGAGCAGUUGGAAGCUAUCAAGCCUAAAUCAUUACUUAAUGAAACUAUCAGUUCGAUGAGAGGAGGCUUUUCUAACGUUAGUACUGUUAGGCAUGAAAUGGAUUCUAGAGUUUAAGGUUCUAUUGGAUUGCGGUCAAGAGGAAUGGACUUCGAUCAUCUUGACCAAGAUCAUCGAGACUACUUGGACGAUGCUGAUUAGAUAGAGGACAUUUUGAGGAAAGCAGACUAGUCUCUGAUGUAAAUGAGAAGAAUGAAUCCUAAAGGGAGAGUUCCAUCAAUAAACCAAAGUAACCUGAGUUCCAUUAGGUAGAUGAAUGUGCCUAAGCAAAAAAGAAACAGCAACAGUGUAUUAAGAAGUGAUGUUAAGGGAUUCAUAAAUUAGCAUUAAGAGUAGAAAAAUGAAAAAGAAUUCAAGAAGAUGAAAUAGCUGAUAAGUGGUCAAAGAUCUCCCUCUAACAUUAAAAUGCAAAGAUUAGCUGAUGGAUUCCCAGCCCUCAAAACUCCAGUUAAUUUUACAUCUGUGAAACCUAAAAAAUACUCUUGA